AGCUUCCUCUCAUGUUAACAUCUAACACAAACAGACACAGUGAUCAAAACAAGAAAUCCUUGUCUAUACUAUUAACCAAGCAACAGAGUUUACUGGGAUUUCACCAGUUUUCCACUAAUUCCUUUAUCUGUUUCCAGAUAGGAUCCACCUAUGUCUGCAUCUUACAGAUGACCUAGAGGGUCCAUGUGGCUUCCCCAAGGCCAUCCAGCAUGCUGGGGGCAGGGCACAGGCUAAGCCAAACCUCCCCCACCCUGUACCUUGGGCUACUGCCCUCUUCACCCUCCUACUUUGCAAAGGGAUGGCGUUUGUUGCUCUGUAAAGGCCUCUGGAAGCACAGACGCCCUUGCCCCACCCUGCCUGCCCAUCCCUGGCCCUGUUUCCAAGGUUGUCUACAUUGCCUUCCUGCACAUGUGCUCACACGCAUGUCCAUCCACGUGCUCUGAAAUGGCUGCUUCAGGCUUUGCUCCCAUGGGUGCUGCGAGUGCUAUACUAUGGAUCUCCCAAGUGUGGCCACUCUUGCCCACCAUGCUGCGUAGCCACCCCCACCAGCUGGUGCUCUACCUUCUCUGGGAAUGCAAGAGGCAGAGCAUACUUGAACGGAGAACUUUCUUUGUCUCUGGUUCUGAGGGCUUCUCCCUUAGCCCCCUACCUCCCUCCACCUUUCCUGUGGGUCUGAGGGCCUCUGCUGUCUCAGUCUGGUGUGUUUGGUCUUCCACCCAAUGCCUUGAGAAGGUCUGCUUUCUCCUUUUCCCUCAGCACUCCCGGAAGGGCUGGGUACACUGCCUCAAGGGUCCUCUGCCUCGUGUGUUCCUCACCACAGGGGUCAUUAGGUCCACUUAACAGGGGAGGAGUGCUUUUCCCAGUGAUAAUGGGAGCGUGGAGCCGUGGUUUGCUGCAGUCUGCUCUUCCAGGCAGUCUGGUGUUUAUCUUAGGCUGCCUCUGAGGCUCUCAGAGCCCUGCCAGACAUGACCUCAUUCUCUCUCAAAUCAUCCCUGGGAGGCAGAAAGGAGUCUGGGACCAACCAACGCUAUCCCCACUUCACAGAUGUGAAAAAGGACGUGUAGAUACAUACACACAGCAAAUAUGUUGACAAGUUGCUUUGUGGUCCCUGAGGCCUGAUUCUCAGCCCCAUGAGUCCCAGUGUUUGGGAGGAGAGAGGCCUUGGAUAGGGCUGGUGGCAGCAGUGUUCACCAAGUGCCUCAAAUGCUUGAGGGUCCAGCAGGGAUGCCCCCCCACCUAACCCAGGGCCCUACCCCCAGGGAACUUGCAGUCAAUGCCCUAUGUGAGAGGCGCCUAAGGAGGUCGGGCUGGUAUGGCUGGAAUUCCUGAGACUACAGCUCUGUGGUGGUCCUGUAGGCAUAUUUCAUGACAGUGGGCCUUUGUGUGGCGGCAACAAGUGCUGUGGCCAGGAGGGCUCACCCUGAGGGCUGGGCUGCCUGGUCAUGAUGACCUGUACAACAGUCUACAGAGCUCCUCCCAGGACGGUUCACCUCCCUGACAACCCUGUGGAAGAAGGGCUAUUAUGAGCCUACUCUACAGAUGAGGAAACUAAGACCCACGACUCAUCCAGGGGCACAGGGCCAGCCAGUGAGCUGCGGCUGGACAUCUGGUUCCAAGUCCAGUGCUUUAUCAGCACGUUCCCAAAAGGAAGCUGGCAGGAGGGAAAGGGGAGACCUAACUGGGGAUGAGGAGCUCCGAUUCGGCUGUCUUCAUAGUUUCACUCCAGCUGGCCCUGCCUUCCUGUCCUAAGAGUAGGUUAAAGGAAGCUCUGAGGAGGAAAGGUCAGUCUGGGAGAGAAGUAGGAACUCGCCAAAACAACCCACACCCUGCUCUCAGAGCGCCAGCCCACCAGGCCUUGUGAGCUCGGUGUGCCGGGAACAAAGCCGAAGGAGCAGGACCUGGUCCCUGCCCUCCCAGGGCUCUCAGUCUGCAGUGGAGAGGGCCGGAAAACUGCGUGGGACAUGCAGCGGGCAAGGGGCCAGGACACCGAUGAAGGUUGGGCUGGCUGAUUACAGGCCCUCUUUCUGCCCCAAACCCCCUCCUCCCACCGCCAACCACACCUUGACCACCCCAGCCCGGCUCCCUCCCUCCUCUGAGCACCUGUCACACCUCUUGCCCAAACCAAUCAUUUAGCACUUGGCUUAUAACCCUUGAGGGACUUUUCAUUAUAUGUCUAUGUCCACCUCCCCAGGGUCAGAAUCCCCUCCAAGGCAGGAGCUAAUGCUCCCCCUGCCGUGGAGACACGCGGGACAUUUUUAGUGAAGAAAUAAGGUUAUCUGGGAAGUGAUCAAUUUGGGCAACGCCACGGUAGGCAGGCGUAUGAACGGUGGGUCCCAGCCGCGGCCCCCUCCCCCACCCUCCGGCCUCCGUGACGUCAUCUGGCUUGUUGUGACGUCACCAUCGCCGGCUCCUGUGGCGCUCCGCAGCCCGCAGGCUGGAUGACGUCAUCGUCGGAACCCGCGCCGACAAGUGCUUGCUGGAGGAGUUAGGCUGGCGACUGGAGAUGCGCGGAGGGAGGCGAGGGGUAACUGAUAGAGACGCAGAAGCCCGGCGGCGGCGCCCAGCGCCCAGCGCCCAGAGCCCAGCGCCCAGCGCCCAGGCCCGGCUCCCGCCCGCGUCCCAGCCCCGCUCCAGGCCCGGGUCCUACCCGGCUCCUAGCGGGCUCCCGGGCCGGCCCCGCCCCGCGAUGACCGACGCGAGCCAGCCAAUCCGCGCAGGCCGCGGUGACGCCUAGCCAAUCAGCGGGCAGGGCUCCUCGGGCGCUUCCGCGUUCGCGAGCGCCGGGCCCGGGUCGGCAGGGGGAGGGGGCGAGGGCUCCCGACCGCAGCCUCGCCGGCGUCCCGCCCUGCUCGCUGCGGCCGCUCUCCGUCCGCCGGCCCCGGGGGACCCGAUGGCCUCGGAGGGCCUGGCGAGGGUGCUGGCGGCGGUGCUGGGGGGCCAGGGGGUGAGCGUGCACGGCUAUGAUUCGGAGCCGGCCGGGGAGCCCCCGGCGCCGGUGCGGCUGCGGAAGAACGUCUGCUACGUGGUGCUGGCCGUGUUCCUCAACGAGCAGGAUGAGGUUCUACUGAUCCAGGAGGCCAAGAAAGAGUGCCGUGGAUCAUGGUACCUACCCGCGGGGAGAAUGGAGCCUGGGGAGACCAUCGUGGAGGCCCUGCAGCGGGAGGUGAAGGAGGAGGCCGGGCUGUACUGUGAGCCCCUGACAUUGCUUUCUGUGGAGGAGCGGGGCCCAUCCUGGAUCCGCUUUGUGUUCCUCGCUCAAGCCACAGGUGGAAUUCUCAAGACUUCCAAGGAGGCAGAUGCAGAGUCCCUGCAGGCUGGCUGGUACCCACGAAGCUCCCUGCCCACCCCGCUGCGAGCCCAGGACAUUCUGCACCUGGUAGAGCUAGCUGCCCGGUACCGCCAGCAAGCCAGGCACCCUCUUCUUCUGCCCCAGGAGCUUCCCUGCAGUCUGGUCUGCCAGCGACUCGUGGCCACUUUUACCAAUGUCCAGACAGUGUGGGUGCUGGUGGGCACAGAGGGGAUGCCUCACUUGCCCAUCACUGCCUGUGGCUUCAGUCCCAUGGAGCAAAGGGGUGGCAUCAAGAUGGCCAUCCUGCGGCUGCUACAGGAAUGUCUGACCCUGCACCAUUUGGCAGUGGAGACCAAGGGGUUGCUUGGACUGCAGCACCUGGGCAAGGACCACGCAGAUGGCAUCUGCUUGAAUGUGCUGGUGACCGUGGCUUUUCGGAACCCAGGCAUGCAGAGUGAGCCCCCAAAAGUUCGGGGUGAGAACUUUUUUUGGUGGAAGGUGAUGGAGGAAGACCUACAAAGCCAGCUCUUACAGAGGCUUCAGGAAUCAUCGGUCGUCCCAGUCAACAGAUAGGAAGGUGCCAUCGUGGUGCAAGGAGCCGGGCACCUGUGCCCUACCCCCUACCGUGGCUCUGCCUUCCUGAGGGAGGCAGGAGGUUGGCAGUCAGAAGUCUUGUUGCAUUGGGAGCAGGUGAUUCUCCUAGUUCUCAGGGUAAUUUCCUUUUCUGUGGAACAGGUCCCUACGCUGCACCAAAAGGACAGUGACUUUAACCAAACAAGGAGUUCAGAGCUCAAGGAUCUAAUUACUCUGUGGGCAUGAUGAGGGCACUACUCCCUAAGGGGAGGAGAGAACUUUCUGAACCUGAGAUGGCAUCUACUUAUCAUUUUCCAUGCUCCCCUCAGUAAAGGCCUACAUCCGGGUUCCAGGUUCUUAGGCACUUAGAACACAGACUGGGUGCGGGG
Molecule: messenger RNA, 4251 nt
Organism: Nyctereutes procyonoides (raccoon dog)
Lineage: Eukaryota; Metazoa; Chordata; Mammalia; Carnivora; Canidae
Gene: NUDT18
Product: nudix hydrolase 18
Exons: 3
Coding region: 2891-3862 (323 amino acids)
Molecular function (GO): 8-oxo-GDP phosphatase activity; magnesium ion binding; 8-oxo-dGDP phosphatase activity
Source: RefSeq, a predicted model, not a curated record